Messenger RNA from Trematosphaeria pertusa, 1307 nucleotides. RefSeq lists its product as uncharacterized. Gene Ontology annotation, cellular component: nucleus; cytoplasm. NCBI's taxonomy places the organism in Eukaryota, Fungi, Ascomycota, Dothideomycetes, Pleosporales, Trematosphaeriaceae. The transcript has 2 exons. The coding region runs from base 89 to 1132 and encodes 347 amino acids. The record is from RefSeq and is a predicted model, not a curated record.
UCGAAACACUCCCUGCUCCCCUGGCAACAGUCAUCUAUACAGUACACGCGAUUAUUCUGGCCUCUCACCUCAGACUGCUGGCGAGCCAAUGCAGCCGCUCGACCCGCACCGGCGCCCGCCUGACGGCAUCCGAUAUAUCUACAAAAGAUACCAGAAGAUGAAACUGCAGCAUCUGGAUCACGAUCCGGAAAUCAUAGAUUUGUCAAGAGAUCUAUCUGCAGAUCCGAAAACUAAAGUGCGCAUCGUCAAGGAGUUGGACGCCGACGGCCUGACCGCUACUUUUCGGUCCUUCGCCGGCAGCGACGUUGCGCUGAACGGCCUCGAGUCCAUGGCCACUUCAUCGAUACCCGUGUACGAGCACGACGACAUGCCAGGUCUGCACAUCGUUCCCUCUUUGCUACCACCAGAGAUCCAAAUCAUCUUGCUCUCCCGGCUGCUUCAUCGCGACCUCGCAGAAUCCUCACAUCUUACAAACAUUCACACCCAUUACAACAUCUCUUAUCCGCCCUCGCAAUCAUCCUUCUUCUCCCUCCCACCUAGCACUCUCAAUACCGUUGCUCAUCCCAUUGACCCUUCUAUUCAUCGUCCGCUUAGCAUAUCCCAGCUUCUGAACAGGAAGAUGCGCUGGAUGACGCUCGGUGGGCAAUACGACUGGACACAAAAACGAUAUCCGGACACCGCACCCCCGGAAUUUCCGCUGGAUAUCAAACAGCUGCUGGAAGGCAUAUUCACGGACACAAAAGCCGAAGCCGCCAUUGUCAAUCUUUACUCGCCAGGCGACACCCUCAGCGUUCACCGCGACGUCGCCGAGGCUAGCACUACGGGGCUAAUCAGCGUCAGUCUGGGGUGCGACGCCGUCUUCGUUAUCGGCACAUCUGCAGCCCCAUCUCCAUCUAGAAAUGUGCAGGAAACGAUCCUCACGGUGAGACUGCGUUCCGGAAGCGCGGUCUACAUGAGUGGUGCAUCCCGCUUUGCGUGGCAUGGCGUCCCGCAGAUCGUUCCGGGGACGUGUCCCGCGUACUUGAAGAGCUGGCCCGCGAGCGAGGACGGCGAGCUGAAUGAGUUUGAAGAAUGGAGAGGUUGGAUGGAAGGAAAGAGGGUGAAUCUCAACGUCCGGCAGAUGUGGGAUUAAUUCGACGCCUACUCUGCAACUUCAUCAUUAGGAAAUAUGGCUUUCAAUAAAAAGAUUGGUUGCGCAUCCGGCUUCCUGGAGGGCUUCAGACUGCUGAAGCUUGGUUAAAGUAUUCCAUUAGGCACAAAUUCACCUUUCCACUCGGUUGCGCCAGUUAGUUAGGAAUUUGACCUCG